Haliotis rubra (blacklip abalone) is the source of this 1417-nucleotide messenger RNA. RefSeq names its product lengsin-like. The record is from RefSeq and is a predicted model, not a curated record. Bases 37 to 1296 code for a protein of 419 amino acids. The transcript has 2 exons. Gene Ontology annotation, cellular component: membrane; cytoplasm. Gene Ontology annotation, molecular function: glutamine synthetase activity. NCBI's taxonomy places the organism in Eukaryota, Metazoa, Mollusca, Gastropoda, Lepetellida, Haliotidae.
AACUUCACGUCAUUAAUUACAUCAACUUCGUGGAAUAUGUCUGAUGACAUGAACAAGUACGACUAUGUCCGCUUCUCUGUGGCUGAUAUACACGGAAGAUCAAGAGGAAGAGUUGUUCCUGCACGACAUGUCGAGAAAUACCUAAAGACUGGUGACACCAUCUUUGCAGGUUUCUUGUCGUUUGGACUUUUGAAUGAAGUCUCUUCAACAGGGAAAUGUAAAGAUGAGAGAAUGCCUAAAGCCUACGCACUACCUGACCUCAGCACCUUGUAUAAAGUAUCAUGGUGUGAUAACGACGAUGUCAAGGUGGCCGAGGUUAUCUGUGAGAGUUACUGGUUAAAGAGCAGAUCGGCACAACUUGCAUGUCCUCGAUAUGUUGCCAGACAACAAUUAGAGAAACUGACCAAUUUGGGAUUUAGCCUCUUUUCUGGAUACGAAGUUGAAUUUACACUGACUCAAACUGGCAAAGCAUAUCCUCUUGAACCUGAUUACAUGCGUCAAAGAUUAGUCAGCAAACACAGUGAUUUUCUGUUUUAUGUUGAAGAUUGUAUGCAUCAAGCAGGUGUUGACAUAGGCUCGUUCCAUUCUGAGUGGGAUGCUGGGUUGUAUGAGAUGGUACUCCAACCGUUGUACGGCAUCAAAAGUGCUGAUUCCUGUAUUACCUUAAAGAACGGAAUUCUAGAAAUAGGGGAUAAGAAAGAUUACACAGUUAGGUUUGACUCCAUGCAAGAAUCUGGCGCAGUAGGAAUGCAUUUUAACCAUUCACUUUGGUCCUUAUCCGGUGGUGUCAAUGUCUUCCAUGAUCCUGACAAUCCCCAUGGUCUUAGCACCCUAGGAAGACACUGGCUGGCUGGUCUCAUGAAACAUGCGAAGGCUCUGAGUGCGCUCUUCUGUCCGACCAUCAACUGUUACGAUCGCUUGCACAAACCCAAUCUUCCUGGACCCAUCUACUGGAGCACUGAUAAACGUUCUGCUUGCAUUAAAGUCAAGUCUACGAAGUCUGAAACAUACAUAGAAAAUCGCAUUCCCAGCGGUAUGAGCAACCCUUACAUCACAAUGGCGGCCACCAUAGCAGCGGGGCUAGAUGGCGUUGUAAAAAAGCUGGAGUGCCCUGCUCCGGAUAAAAAGUGUCUUACCAAUGCUCUUCCUCACACUUUGUCAGAAGCUAUAAGUGAACUUCAAGCGGACACAGACAUUGUCAACAGUUUGGGAAAGGAAUUCAUAGAGUGGUUUGUAUGUACAAUGAAGAUGGACAUUGAAAGUUCUUGCAGGGCUGCGCAGCUUAAUCAUAAAUGAAGCCUGAGACAGCGUGCUCAAUUCCGGAUUUUAUCUGAUUAUGAUCCUUGGUUGGUUUUGAAACUAAAACACAGUUCAAGUGGUAUUAUGAAAUUCUCAUUAUGCCCGUAAUAAUGCCCAU